AUGAAUCGCAUUGUUAAGCGCGUGUUUUCCACAGCAGUUGCCAGCUACCUCAAACCCUCGCGUGGAUUGUCAGUGUUGUUGCAGAAUGAGAACCCUCGCGCACUCAUGAAAUUUCAGCAAUUGUGCAGAAGAAAUCCAGUGAAUGUACAAUCUCGAAAAUUCUCAUCAUCAUUCCUUAGAAAAGAUGAAAAAUCAAUAGAAGAGGAGGCGGAAAGGAAAAUAGGAUGGCUGUUGAAGACAAUUUUCUUUGGGACUGCAGGAGAAAAUUUGAUGCAGCAAUCUGUAUCACUUUUACAUGUGAAGGAUCCUCUGUUCAAAAGAAUGGGAGCAUCCCGAUUGGCUCGUUUUGCUAUAGAUGAUGAAAGAAGAAUGAAAAUAGUUGAAAUGGGUGGAGCUAAGCAGCUCGUGAGUAUGUUAACGGGUGCUAAAGACGACCGCACUCGGGAGGCUGCUCUGAAAGCUCUUGUUGCCAUCUCAAAGUCAGACAAUGCUGUUGGUGCUUUGCACGAAGCUGGAGCAAUAACAGUCAUCAGGUCCACCCCAGACUCCACUGAGAACAACGAAAUUGGUAAAUACAAGUCGAACCUACUAAAAAUAUUCCAGGAUUUGGGAUAUGAUAUUUCCUCUUGA
Molecule: messenger RNA, 630 nt
Organism: Striga asiatica
Lineage: Eukaryota; Viridiplantae; Streptophyta; Magnoliopsida; Lamiales; Orobanchaceae
Source: the annotation of a GenBank genome assembly